Molecule: messenger RNA, 4665 nt
Organism: Esox lucius (northern pike)
Lineage: Eukaryota; Metazoa; Chordata; Actinopteri; Esociformes; Esocidae
Gene: nid1a
Product: nidogen 1a
Exons: 22
Coding region: 172-3792 (1206 amino acids)
Biological process (GO): cell-matrix adhesion
Molecular function (GO): calcium ion binding
Source: RefSeq, a predicted model, not a curated record
ACCCUCUCUUCGUUCUCGCUCAUGCCUAUGGUAUUCUAGUAUACUUCGAGAAACACCUAUCUUUGUUUCUCUCUUUUCUGCGCUUAUCCUGAGAGGGAUUGGUUCACCUCGACGCUUUCUUUUUCCUUUCCUCUACUACUGCAACAGUACGCGGUCCGUAAAACACUAACCAUGGGACAGCAGAGACGAGGAUGGAUGCUUUACGGGACAGUUUUUCUCGGACUGGUUGUGUCGGUUCAUACGAUAAUCAAGGGAGAGUUAUUUUCAUUCGGAGACACCACUGGAGACCAACUUCUGGAACCGGGGAACGACCGGUCUCGGCGACUGGCGCUGGACAAGCCCAUUCUAUUCUACGAUGGAAAGUUCAAUAAUAUAUAUAUCAACACCAACGGGUUUGUUGCAAUGGCAGAGCCCAGCGCUGAGUCCACUUACCUUGGCAAGAUGCCGGUUGAGUUUGGCAUGAUCGCGGCCCUACACGGAGAUCUAGAUACCAGUGACGGUGUGGGUAAGGUUUACUACCGGCAGGAUGCCAGUCCGGCCAUCCUGCAACAGGCUGCCAACCACAUCAACCGGGCCUUCCCCGAGGAGGAUGAGGUGGAGCCGGAACACACUGUGGUGGUCACCUGGGUGGGGGUUACUUCCAGCCAAAACCAUGACAACAGCAGAGUGGACAGCCUGGCAAAACAGAGAAACAGCUUCCAGUUGGUGAUAGCAUCAACAGUGACGGCUUCAUACGCCAUCCUCCUCUAUCCCAGGGAGCAGCUGCAGUUUGCCUCCACAGUAUCUGGGGGCCGUAGUCUAGCCUUACAUGUUGGCUUCAGUAAGGGGCUGUCCACGUACCGGUUGUUCACUAGACAAGGACCAUACUACCGCAUCACUACUGAAGAUGAGAGCUCUGUCAGGGAGCUAGCAGAGGGUACCAAUUCUGGUAAACAAGGUGUGUGGGUGUUUCAGAUCGGGAAUCCAUUUUUCACCUCUGUGGUGCCAGGAACGGUGAAGAACCUGCCUAUGGACACAGACCACAGAUCAAGGGUCCUAGACCAAGCUACCCCAGAGAGGUACCCAGAAGAAGGGCAACAGGUGAACUAUCCUCCAUAUGAGCCAGAUGAGGAGGUGUACGAUGAGGGCAACCCUCACCAAGGCCCAUCCCACAGGGUUCAGUAUCAGCCCCAGAACCCUCAGGUGGUGGUGGUUGAUGAUGGAGACAUUAAUGUCAAUGUGUUCACUUACAACUCUGAGACGUGCGCCAACAACAGGAACAGGUGUUCCACCUUCGCUGAUUGUCGUGACUAUACAAGCGGUUACUGUUGCCACUGCCGCCCUGGCUACUAUGGCAACGGAAUACAGUGUCUGUCAGAGGGUAAACCCCAGAGGAUGAACGGCAAGGUCAAUGGCAGGGUGUAUGUGGGCAACUCUCCAACUCCAGUGGAUUUCAACAACAACGACCUGCAUUCCUAUGUGGUAGCCAAUGACGGACGAGCAUAUGUGGCCAUCAGCACCAUCCCAGACAACUUAGGCCCCUCCCUCCAGCCUCUGUCAGCCAUGGGCGGAGUCAUCGGCUGGGCCUUUGCCCUGGAACAGCCUGGAUACAAGAAUGGAUUCAGCCUCAUCGGAGGUGAGUUCACACGGAAGGCCGAGGUGACCUUCCUGCCAGGCCAAGAGAAGCUGACCAUCAACCAGGUGUUCAGUGGGAUUGAUGAACAUGACCACCUGGUGGUCAGCACAACCCUGGACGGACGCGUCCCAGAAAUCCCCCGAGGCGCCACUGUACAGAUAGAAUCUUACUCUGAGAUCUACCAUUACAACUCCAACUUGAUCACGUCAUCCUCCACACGAGACUACAUCGUGAGUCUGGCGGACGGUUCUACAGUCACUAAGACCUACCAGUGGAGACAGAGCAUCUCCUUCCAGAGCUGUCCCCACGAAGAGGCCUCCAGGGCCAUACUACCUACACAGAUGCUCAGUGUGGACCAGGUGUUUGUCAUGUACGACUCGGACAACCAGCUUAUCCGAUACGCCAUGAGCAACAAGAUCGGUGAUGUCAACGGAGGCCAGCAGGAGGAGGAGAACGCCUGUUUCACUGGACGACACGGCUGUGACACCAAUGCUCUGUGCAGGCCGCAACAGGGAGCACAUUUUACCUGCGAGUGUCACGCUGGCUUUACUGGAGACGGACGCAAUUGUUAUGACAUUGAUGAGUGCCGGGAGAGUCCUCAUGUGUGUGGACACCACUCAGUGUGCAACAACCAGCCCGGAAGCUUCCGCUGUGAGUGUGACACUGGAUACCAGUUUGCCAGUGACGGGCAGACCUGUACAGAAGUGGGGCGACCAGUGGACCACUGCGCAGCCGGCAGCCAUGACUGUGACCUCCCUCAUCGGGCUCACUGCAGCUACAGCGGAGGCUCCUCCUACACCUGCACUUGUCUGACCGGUUUUCAGGGAGACGGACGAGUCUGCCAAGAUGUAGAUGAAUGCCAGUCAAACAGGUGUCACCAGGAAGCUGUGUGUUCUAAUACCGAGGGUUCCUUCACCUGCCGGUGCCGGCCAGGUUACUAUGGUGAUGGAUCCUACUGCUCCUCCGAGCGUACAAAGACACAGUGUGAGACCCACAGGGACCGUCUUCUGGGCCCCCAGAGGCCCCGGCCAGUGCCUGUCGGUCAGUAUGUGCCGACCUGUGACAGCCAGGGGGCUUAUGAGGCCACACAGUGUCAUGGCUCCAUUGGGCAGUGCUGGUGUGUUGACCGCAGUGGACAGGAGAUCCCAGGGACCCGGGCCGAGAUCAGCAACAGACCUCUGUGUAUAGAACAGGAGGUGGUUCGUCCCCCUGUAGGACCUACUCCCAGACCUGAUGUCCACCCACUUCCCCCUGGCACAAACCUCCUUUUUGCUCAGAGUGGACGGAUCGAAUUUGUCCCACUGGAAAGCUAUGACAUGAAGAAGACCAAGGCAAAGACUGUCUUGCAUCUACCCGAGAAGGUAAUCAUCGGUGUGGCAUAUGACUGCGUGGAGAAGAUGGUGUACUGGACAGACAUCACAUCUCCCUCCAUCAGCAAGGCCAAUCUGCAGGGAGGGGAACCCGUUCCUGUCAUCACAUCAGACCUGGAGAGCCCAGAAGGAAUCGCUGUAGACCACCUGGGUCGGACCGUGUUCUGGACAGAUUCCAUGAAGGACCGCAUUGAGAUGGCCACUCUGGAUGGGGCUCAACGACGUGUCCUCGUCGACACAGAUCUGGUCAACCCUCGAGCCAUCAUCGUAGACCCUGUCCGUGGGGUCAUGUACUGGGCUGACUGGAACCGUGAAGCUCCUAAGAUUGAAACUGCUGCCAUGGAUGGAACCAAUAGGAAGGUUCUGGUUCAGAAUGGCCUGGGUCUUCCUAAUGGGCUCACCUAUGACUCCCAGUCCUCUCUCCUGUGCUGGGCUGAUGCAGGAAGCCACAUGAUAGAGUGUAUGGACCCUGUCCAGGGAACCAGGAGGAAGGUGAAGGAGGGGAUCCAGUACCCCUUUGGAAUGACAUCAUAUGGGAAGAACAUCUACUACACUGACUGGUUAAGGGAUGCUGUAGUCGUGGUGGAUAGACAUGCUGCCAAGGAGACAGAUGAAUUCCUGCCUCAGAAGCGGACCAGGGUUUAUGGAAUCACCAUGGCGCACACUCAGUGCCCCUCAGGUCAAAACUACUGCUCGGUUAACAAUGGAGGAUGCACCCAUCUGUGUUUAGCCACUCCCAGUGGUCGCACCUGCCUCUGUCCCAACAAUGCAGUGGGAGUGGGCUGUGUGGAGGGAGACAGGUAUUGAGCAGUGGGAGUGGGCUGUGUGGAGGGAGACAGGUAUUGAGCAGUGGGAGUGGGCUGUGUGGAGGGAGACAGGUAUUGAGCAGUGGGAGUGGGGAAGGUUGAGGGUGCAGGUAUUUAAAAGCAGGAGUGUGCCAGGUUGGGGCCGGAGAGGGGCAGGUGUUAAGAAGCUCAGGGGGGGCAAGUAUUGAGGUGAGACAGACAGGGAAUUGUUAAUAAUUGCCAUAUUCCAGGCUGACUACAUUUGUAAAGACCUGUCCGAUCUCACAAGGUCAUAACAUGCAAUAUAUUAGCUGAACACAUCAUUGAUGUCUUUAAACAAAUAAUUGAACAGUUACAACUGCUACAAUAGCAAACUGAUGUCUGAUUAUGUAGUUGAAGACACGUCCAACCAACCUUUUGUUAAACAAAUCAAUGCCCAUUUUCCCAGGGUAUAAUUGGUGUAAGUCAUACAAUGAAAUGCUUACAUGCAGUUUAACCUCUUAGAAAUGAAGAAAUUAUUAACAGUAUUUCCACAUAUUUGGGGGAAGUGGUAUGUGGAAAGACCAUGCAGUAGAAAGACUGCAAUGUAGUCAGUUUGGAACAUGGCCAGAGUAGUUGAAUAGAACCCAGUCUGGUACUCUGGUGCCCGAUGCAGUAGAUUGUCAAAAUGCCACUGAAACAGAAAAAAUGAACUGCUGUAACUAUUUUCAUCACAAACAGUUUAUAUUUUUUUUUUAUCUCUCAUGUCCUUUAUAAACUCAUACAUUAGUAUUUUGAAUGGUGCUGUUACAAAAUGUCAAGGAAUUUCAAUGAGUCAAUUUGUUAUAUGAUGAUUACUACGAUGUAAAGUGAGCUGUUAUUGGUUAAAAUAAAUCCUGGCUUUUACAAGACUGCC